GAUAUUAUGAGUUUCGAUUAUUGGCAACAGGAAGAAGAAUACGAGGAAGCCGAACCGAGCUAUACUAUUCAUGAUGUUCCUUCGAAAAUCUACAAAGUCCAAAGGUCUGCUUUUGGGCAGUGUUAA
Molecule: messenger RNA, 126 nt
Organism: Strongylus vulgaris
Lineage: Eukaryota; Metazoa; Nematoda; Chromadorea; Rhabditida; Strongylidae
Source: the annotation of a GenBank genome assembly